ACCUAGAACCGGAAAUAGGAAAUUUCUUUCUUUGCCGAGGCAAUUUCCUUCGGCAAAUGUAACAUGUAGGUUUCACGGAUACUAAUUCCAUCAAAUCGCGAGUGAAUUCCCUUUAAAUUAUUAAUCUGCCUGGAUUUGCCACAUUUAUUACUUGCUCCGGACAGCUGUAUUUCUUUGAGGGGGGAAAGGUUUGAUUGUGAAGCGCGAAAGUUGCCCAAGUGUUUGCUUAGGAAGUUGUAAUGUCUGCCAGGGCUGCGGUGCAGAUCACGCCAGCCGUUCAGCGCCGUUAAAGCCCUCCGCCGUCAGGGUCACGAUGGAUGCUUUUUGGAUGAUAGUGCUGCUGCUGAUCCCGGUCCUGUUCUUCACAAGCAGCACAUUCGUGUUUUAUUUCAAAAAAUGUUUCUAUGUAGCAUGGAUGAUGUUUCUGGCCGUGUUCGCGAUCCCCAUCUGUAUUCUAAAGAGCGGAGGCAGAGACAUAGAAAACAUGAGAGUCAUCCGUUUCUUGGUGCGACACGUGAAGUACUUCCUCGGCCUCCGUUUCGAGGUGAGCGGCUGGGCGCACCUGCAGACUGAAGGGCCCUUUGUAAUCAUCUCCAACCACCAGAGCUCCCUGGACGUCCUCGGCAUGAUGGAGAUCCUUCCCGACCGUUGCACCAUGAUCGCCAAGAAGGAGCUCGUAUAUGCCGGGACGGUCGGCAUUGUCUGCUGGCUUGGUGGCAUUGUCUUCAUCAACCGCAAGAAGACCAGCGACGCCAAAAGCGUGAUGGGCCAGGCUGCGCAGACCAUGCUCGAUCAGAAGAUCCGCCUGUGGGUCUUUCCGGAAGGCACACGCAACCAGAAAGGCGACCUGCUGCCUUUUAAGAAGGGUGCCUUCCACCUGGCGAUACAGGCACAGGCUCCCAUCGUACCCGUAGUAUUCUCCUCCUACAGCAACUUCUACUUGCGGAAAGAAAAGCAGUUUAAAUCUGGAACCAUCAGGUUGAAGAUCCUCCCAAAGAUUGAGACAAAAGGAUUGACGUCAGAUGAUGUGGCCACUCUUUGUGAUAAAUCCUACGCCGUCAUGCGGUCUGCAUUCCUGGAGGUCUCGCGAGCAGGCAGCCAGAAUAACGGCCCGUCGGCUCUCUGACUGCACUCAUCUGCCCCCUCCCCCCAUCACCCCCAGCAGCGCCUGAACAUACAGGGCAGUGCAGUGGCAAUCUGUUCUCCAAAAACCAGACACCUCAGUAAAGACGGCACAGCAGAUGUACAAAAACAAUGAUGGCGAAAUACCCCCCCCCACCCCCAACAGAGUGCCACCAUGGCACAGCAGAUGUACAAUGUAUGUUACAGAAUUUCUAAUAUCACCUAAGAGAUAUUUUGCUGGAAGUUGUGUUGCUACCUAUGGAGGAUUUUUUUUUUUUCCUCUUUUGCCUUUUUUUUUUUGCAGAUAAUAUUUACUGGUUCACAAGCUCUGUGAGUACAGUUAGGGCAGUCAGGGCUGCAUAUGUCCUAAGUCCACCCCCCCGGAGCCAUGUUGCUUUGUAUGGCUUGCUCUGAAGAUACGGACUCUAUAACGGACGUGUGCCUGUUGUGCAUUUUUUUUUAUUUUACACUGUUCUUACCAUAUGUUCUCUCAUUGUAUCUCAUUGUGUCCAAUUUUAUUUUGGCUAUGUGUGCAUUUGACCGCUUUUCUCCCUUGUGGAUGUACAGGAUGCGUCAAGAUGCCCUCCGAAUUUUUCUGUGCCCUGUACCUGCUGGUACGUUCCAGGUGUUGGCACCUUUCGGAGGAGAGUGAGUGAAUGUCUGGUAGAGAUGUCAAGUCAGCCAGCAACUUGUGGUUUCCCCUGUUGCUUUACCUGUCUGAGGUUUCCCAAAACAGAAGAUCAUUAGUGUCAGCGUGCUCAACCAAAUGGCAAGAAAAUGAACAUCAGUGACUGGUUUGAUGUUGUUAUGAAUUGUUUGUGGACCCUGAUAUUUUACCCCCAACAGUCUUGCAAGAUUCUGCAUGUAAUCGAAAAGAAAGUAUCUCCAAGUCUUGUAGUUAAAAAUAAUUUAUAUAUCCAAUGCUUUUUACAAUGAUUAUGCUUUCGUAUUCUCUUGGUAGCCCCAACAGUGAACUUGUCAAAUGUGUCAAAGGUCAUUUUGUUCAGUGCAAUUUUUAUUGUACAAAAAGAAUUAUUGUUCCAAAGUGCAGGCUUCCUCUUGUGCCAUGUUACAGCUUUGAGUUACGGGUGCUUUAUAAUAUUACCACCGUUUCACUAAAAUUGAACACCAUCAGUUUAAUGAUCAGUUUCUCAAGACUUUGAAAUUAGUACUUGCGUAAUGUUAAUGUUAAUAUUAAUCUUAAAUGUAAGAAUGGAAAUAUUUAUGUUGUGAGCGACAAAUCUAAGGGGUUAGUUGUGUGAGGAAGAGGAGUACACUGCUACAGCACUUAAAACUGCCAUCCAGACACACCAUGCUUCAUGGAGAGACGGCUGGUGGUCUUUUCCUGAUUUUUUUAUUCUUUUUUUUGUUUUUUGUCUAAGCAAUGCAUCAAGACAAGCAUAACAGAAGAGAGAAAAUAAUCCAAACAUUUUGGAAUUAAUACAUUUAAUUAGGGUUAUUAACGGAUUUGAGUGGGGCUUUAAUUUGAACUAUUAGAGUUUACACACCUAAACAGUUAACUAUGAAACAAAUUAACGUGAUUGAGCAAAGGGAAAUGGACCUCUGAAAUGGAGAUUUCUUUUCUUUCUUGGCUGUUCUGUAUAUCACUGAUAAUUAACUAACAAAUUAACAUUCUGAUGACUCGGGUCAGUUAUUUAUCAUUCAGUCUUAAAUUCACCAGGUAUUUCUUGCUCAUGGCAGCUGCUGUCAGAUUGAUAAACCAGAGGCUUUUGCCAAAGUUUGGAGUGGUUUGAGCAUAGUUUCGUAUUAAAUAUACUUGAAGGUGUUGUUGGGAGUUUCUUGUCCAAAUCCUAAAAUGGAGUAGCUUGUUGCAUGAGGAAGAAGGGGGGGGGGUGCAGUAUUUACAAUGAAAAUCAUAUAAUAAAGUCAUCAGAGAUCAAAGGAAGCCAUGGGCAGACGUUAGCCACACCUCUUUAUUGUGAUCACUUCCUGUCCUCUAAUGCGGUGCUACAUGAAGGUCAAAAAUAAAGGAAAUUAAGGAAUGUUUCCAGAAUUUACUGCAUAAUAAAGAGUAUGUUAUGUCACUUUAAUUUUUUAUUUUUUAAUUCCAGUGGCCGAUGUCCAUGUAAUAGUUAAGGACGUGUUUUAAAAUGUGUUAAGUGUUUCUGGUUUUCAGGAUAUGAGAGAGAGAGAGAGAGGGGGGGGGGCUGUUUUACCCUUGAGUGGAGUACCAGCAUCUGAUAAAUGUAGUGACGGUCAUAUUAAGGGGAAGAAGCCUGUGUCAUGCAUUAUUGUUUUAAUGGCUUUGGAAACUUUUUUGUUUGUUUUGUUUUUUUAAAUUGGCUAAGCAGAAAAAUUAUUAAAUUUGAAUUGUUAGCGCCUCUGGUAAUUUUAUGUGUUUAUAUGGUAUGGCAUGAUUCAUUUGGAUUUUGUGUGUUUUUUUCCCCCCACCCAAUUUCAAAUUAAUUUAUUUAUAUAUAGAUAUAUAAUUCUUUGAAAUCUGUUACUAACUUACCUCUGCCUUUAGUAUUAGUACUUAUAAAGAGAGAAGUGUGCAGAAGCAGGUCCUUGCGCAGAGGUCAUUCACUUCAAAUAUAUUCAAUUUUUGCACAGCUGUGCAUUAGAAACACAUCUUUCUUCAAGAAAAAGGUGUUCCUAAGUAAUGUUCUUUUACAGAAAGGUAUUUGACAGUGAAUGAUUAGUUAAGCACUGCAUCUUCGAUACUAAUUGCGAGGCUUUAUGUGGUCAACAGGCAGUAUGACUAGUGAAUAGGACCCUGCUGUGUAAUGAUGAUGAUGAUGUGGAUUUUGGCUACCUGCUGCUUUGAGCUCCAUAGCAGCCUGAGUAAUAUUCUGUAAAAGUAGUUUUUAUUUGACAGGAGCCUGUUCUCCUUGUUUAUUAAUUUGGGUUUUUAAGUUGCUCUGCUAUGUUGGUGUAAGCAAAUAAGAUUCUUAAAAAAAUCAUUGCUGCCCCAUUAGCCUAUAAACUGCAAAUCCCUGCUGGAAAAGGGUGCGUUUCUUUGCCAAAACAGUAAUAAUUGCUGGGCCUGGAGGCUGCUGACAUCGGUACAGCGACUGAGAGGAUUGUUAUCCAGUCGCAUCCCGUGUUUGCUAGCUGCUUUGCAGACUCAUUUGUUAUUUGCUAGCUGCUUUGUAGACUCUGUUGUUUGCUAGCUGCUUUGCAGACUCAUUUGUUGUUUGCUAGCUGCUUUGCAAACUCAUUUGUUGUUUGCUAGCUGCUUUGCAGACU
Paramormyrops kingsleyae is the source of this 4332-nucleotide messenger RNA. It is a transcript of the gene agpat2, whose product is annotated as 1-acylglycerol-3-phosphate O-acyltransferase 2 (lysophosphatidic acid acyltransferase, beta). NCBI's taxonomy places the organism in Eukaryota, Metazoa, Chordata, Actinopteri, Osteoglossiformes, Mormyridae. Gene Ontology annotation, biological process: phosphatidic acid biosynthetic process. Gene Ontology annotation, cellular component: endoplasmic reticulum; membrane. Gene Ontology annotation, molecular function: 1-acylglycerol-3-phosphate O-acyltransferase activity. The record is from RefSeq and is a predicted model, not a curated record.